AUGUCCGACGAAGAAGUCAAUAAGAUGUACAUCUCGUACAACAACAUCCAUCAAUUAUGUCAAGAACAAGCUGACAAGAUAAAACAAUUCAAACCAGACUUAAUCAUCGCCAUUGGUGGUGGUGGGUUCAUCCCAGCCAGAAUGUUGCGUUCUUUCUUGAAGGAACCAGGACAGCCAAACGUCAGAAUCAUGGCCAUCAUCUUGUCCUUGUAUGAAGAAGUCUCCGCCGAAGACGGUGGUGUUGACGUCAUUGGCCAUCAAGUCGUUAGAACCCAAUGGAUUGACUACAAUCAAUCUAAGGUCGAUUUAGUCGGCAAGAACGUGUUGAUUAUAGAUGAAGUCGACGAUACCAGAACUACUUUACACUAUGCCGUCUCGGAAUUGAAGAAGGAUGUUGCUGAACAAGCCAAGGCUAAAGGUGCUGAUCCAAAUGCUACCAAGUUUGGUAUCUUUGUAUUACAUGACAAGCAAAAACCAAAAAAGGCAGAUUUACCGGAUGAAAUCAUGAAGACUGGUAACUAUUUCGCCGCUAGAACUGUUCCCGAUGCUUGGAUUGCUUAUCCGUGGGAAUCCACCGAUAUUGUUUAUCACCAAAAGAGAGCUGAAGAACAAGGUAAUGAUGUGUUUUUGCCAUCUACUACCGAGUAA
Messenger RNA from Spathaspora passalidarum NRRL Y-27907, 648 nucleotides. RefSeq names its product hypoxanthine phosphoribosyltransferase (gene HPT1). Gene Ontology annotation, molecular function: hypoxanthine phosphoribosyltransferase activity. Bases 1 to 648 code for a protein of 215 amino acids. The record is from RefSeq and is a predicted model, not a curated record. The transcript has a single exon. NCBI's taxonomy places the organism in Eukaryota, Fungi, Ascomycota, Pichiomycetes, Serinales, Debaryomycetaceae. Gene Ontology annotation, biological process: XMP salvage; hypoxanthine metabolic process; IMP salvage. Gene Ontology annotation, cellular component: cytoplasm.